AUGCCCGGGGAGGUGCCGCCGCCGGCGCCCCGGGGGCUGCGGAGCCUCCCGCUGCUGCUGCUGCUGCUGCUCAGCGCCCGCGCCGCGCUGGCUCAGCGCUGGCGCAAUGAGAACUACGAGAGGCCCGUGGACCUGGAGGGCUCCGGGGACGACGAUCCCUUUGGAGAAGAUGAGCUGGACGAUGUCUACUCCGGCUCGGGCUCGGGGUAUUUCGAGCCGGAGCUGGGGCUGGACACGGCCGUGAGCCUGACCACGGACACACUGGUGACACUGCCCACCACAGCGGCCGUGCUGCCCGUCACCGCCGCCCAGCCCGUGGCAACGCCCCUGGAGCCGUCCCCCAGCCCCCAGGACACCACCCCCGGGCAGGCAACCAGCGCCUUCCUCAUCCCCAGGACCACGGCAGCGCCGCUGGUGCCCAGCUGGAAAGGCACCACCACCCCCAGCACCGCGGCCAGGGAGCCCCCAACCACCACGGCCACCACUGCAGUCACCACCACCGUGGCCACCACCACUCCCACCACCGUGGCCACCACCACCACUACCACCACCACCACAGAGGCCACCACGACCACAAGCAGCACCACCGUGGCCACGGCCAAGCCCACCACUAUCCGGAGGUUCCUGCCCCCCUUGGCCACCAAGGCGGCCACCACCCGGGCCACCACCCUGGAGACCCCCACCACGCCCGUCCUUGAAGCCAGCACCCCGACAGAGGUGGCCACGUCACUCCUUGUCCCCAGCAGCACGGCCAAGCCCAGGGCUCUGCCAAAGCCCAGCACCUCGAGGACUGCAGAGCCCCCCGAGAAAAGCACGGCCUUGCCCACGGCCACCACGCUGCCGCCCACAGAGGCCCCCCAGAUGGAGCCAGGGGAGGUGACAACAGUCCCCGACAGCGAGCUGGAGGUCCCGGCCAGCAGCGGCCCCAGCGGGGACUUCGAGAUCCGGGAGGAGGAAGAGACGACUCGUCCCGAGCUCGGGAAUGAGGUGAUGGCCGUGGUGACAGCGCCGGCGGCGCCGGGGUCCGGCAGGAACGUGGAGACGGGGCUGAUGGACAACACGAUAGACUCGGGCAACUCGGCUGCACAGCUGCCCCAGAAAAACAUCCUGGAGAGGAAAGAGGUGUUGAUAGCGGUGAUCGUGGGUGGUGUGGUGGGCGCCCUUUUCGCCGCCUUCCUGGUGAUGCUGCUCAUCUACCGCAUGAAGAAGAAGGACGAGGGCAGCUACACCCUGGAGGAGCCCAAGCAGGCCAACGUCACCUACCAGAAACCCGACAAGCAGGAGGAGUUCUACGCGUAGAGCGAGAGCCCGGAGUGCCUCACGCUUCCUCCCUCCC
Sturnus vulgaris (Common starling) is the source of this 1336-nucleotide messenger RNA. RefSeq names its product syndecan 3 (gene SDC3). The record is from RefSeq and is a predicted model, not a curated record. Gene Ontology annotation, cellular component: cell surface; membrane. Gene Ontology annotation, biological process: cell migration. NCBI's taxonomy places the organism in Eukaryota, Metazoa, Chordata, Aves, Passeriformes, Sturnidae.